Rattus rattus (black rat) is the source of this 1276-nucleotide messenger RNA. RefSeq names its product eukaryotic translation initiation factor 6 (gene Eif6). The transcript is spliced from 6 exons. Lineage: Eukaryota; Metazoa; Chordata; Mammalia; Rodentia; Muridae. Bases 281 to 1018 code for a protein of 245 amino acids. Gene Ontology annotation, biological process: ribosomal subunit export from nucleus; maturation of 5.8S rRNA; maturation of LSU-rRNA. Gene Ontology annotation, cellular component: nucleolus; preribosome, large subunit precursor; cytosol. Gene Ontology annotation, molecular function: ribosomal large subunit binding. The record is from RefSeq and is a predicted model, not a curated record.
AGGAGGCGGAAACGGAAAGCUAGUUACGGGAGAAGUUGUUGCAGCGUGUAGAGAUUGGAGUCGUUUGGUGAGCUGGUGGGGCUCUGUGAGGCAAAGGUCAGUUCCGGGCCGCAGGGCGGGAGGAUUUGGGGCAAGAGAGUCAGGAGGGAUCCCGCGGACGAGACCCGGGAUCUGAGGGGUUUGAGAGGGCGGGGCUUGAGGAAGCGAAGCUGGUUGACCCGGCUCCUGAGUGGAUCUGUCGGCCCAGAACCCGCAGUCGUGCAGCCCCCAGGUUUCUUUCAUGGCGGUCAGAGCGUCGUUCGAGAACAACUGUGAGGUCGGUUGUUUUGCCAAACUCACUAACACCUACUGCCUGGUGGCCAUCGGAGGGUCAGAGAACUUCUACAGUGUGUUCGAGGGCGAGCUCUCCGAUACCAUUCCUGUAGUGCACGCAUCCAUCGCCGGCUGCCGAAUCAUCGGGCGCAUGUGUGUGGGGAAUAGGCAUGGGCUACUGGUACCCAACAACACCACCGACCAGGAGCUGCAGCAUAUCCGCAACAGCCUUCCGGAUUCAGUGCAGAUACGGCGGGUAGAGGAGCGGCUCUCAGCCCUUGGCAAUGUCACCACCUGCAAUGACUAUGUGGCCUUGGUCCACCCAGACUUGGAUAGGGAGACAGAAGAAAUCCUGGCCGAUGUGCUCAAGGUGGAGGUCUUCAGGCAGACGGUUGCUGACCAGGUGUUAGUUGGAAGCUACUGUGUCUUCAGUAAUCAAGGAGGUCUGGUGCACCCUAAAACUUCGAUCGAGGAUCAGGAUGAGCUGUCCUCCCUUCUUCAGGUUCCCCUUGUGGCAGGCACUGUGAACCGUGGGAGCGAGGUGAUUGCUGCUGGGAUGGUAGUGAAUGAUUGGUGUGCUUUCUGUGGUCUGGACACGACCAGCACAGAGCUCUCAGUGGUGGAGAGCGUCUUCAAGCUGAAUGAAGCCAAACCUAGCACCAUUGCCACCAGCAUGCGGGACUCCCUCAUUGACAGCCUCACAUGAGUCACCUUCCGUGCUGUCGUGGGCUCCUGCCUCUGGACUUUGGCUCGUUUUCCACGCCUGAGUUAGUCAGUACCAGAUGCUGGCAGUGGGCGUGGCAGAGCUCACCAGAGCUGAAUUGUUUGCCCAACCCUUCACCUGUGCCAUCUCGACUAUUGUUUCUGAAAAGCCUGCCGCGUCACACUGGCUUCAGUUCCUGUGGCUCUUGGAUGAAAGUUCUGCUAUCUUGUGCCCCACCCCAUUAAAGGACUGCCUCCCACC